GAUGGUGUGAGUGUUUGCGUGUCUUCAGUCUCACUCUAUUGAAUAGAAGGAAAUGGUGGUCAGUGACUUUUCCUUCCCCUGAAAGAGAAUUUCCUCCAGCAUUCACUCUCAAACUCUCAUCUGAAAUCACACGUACACGCCGCAACACAGCGCUAACAUGAAAACUCUCUUUUUUCUCAUAUUAACACUGCAGCACUUUUCUGCGUUCUGUGGGUUUCUGAUCGCUCACAGUAAUAAGGGCUUAUGUCUGAGCACACACAGAGAUGUGGUGAUCCUAAAGACAUGUGAUGUGACUAAUCCGUCUCAACACUGGAGCUGGACCGGCACGAUGAGACUCAAGCACACGUUGACAUCCAGAUGUCUGUGGGCCGAUCAGAGCACAUCUGUCCCGCGACACACGCGCCUGGUCAAACUCAGCGACUGUCACAUGGCCCCCGCCUGGAGGUGUUACGACAGCCGAGGCAUCUUUGGUCUUGUGGAGACACCCAUGUUCCUGAAAAAACAAGGCGUACGACUGGUCAUUCGCUCGGAGCAAAGAUAUUCCAACUGGUCCAUGAUCACAGUGGACUCGCACGGGAGAACAGAGAUGAUGUCUUUGUGUCCUGACAAAGCAGAUCCACCAAUAGUUUCAACAUUCAGAUCCACAAGAGAAAACACAACUUUAACCCUUCCUGUCAUAAUUCAGAGUCGAGCUGUGACCCACCACAGGACUAAACGCACCACUGGUGUAAAUGAACUCAUAACAGUUACUGCUGAGACUGACCUAAAAGACAGAUACACUCAAACAAUCCAAACACAAAACACAAACUCUGAAACGAAUAGCCUUACAGAUAUGUCCUCCACCGCUCUUAUGGUAACAAAAAGCCAAAACGCAAACCACCCGACAGAGACGUCCACCUCAGAUGUGCUGGAGCAGACCCAUGAGGCUCUCAUUUCUCGCACGGUACAUUCUACAGUGGAUGCCGAGCCUUCGGUUUCAUCCCGUGCCAGCGCUGGACAUUCUCAUGCAGAAGAUGUCCAUCUCACAUUCACGGAGACUCCAACCAGCGCUUUAACUGUAUCAAACACUGUUGGCACAUGGACAAACGUUUCAACCAGAAUCUCGACUUCAACAAAGACCAACAAAGACGUUCACACUGUCUUGCCAUUUAAACAAACAAGAACAACUCGAGCAAUUACCGAAGUUCUUCCCAAUACAGCGCGAUCUACAGCAAACACAGACACUCACUCUGCCAAAACCUCCCCUACAGCCCCGUACACAUCUACACCUGCUCCAAACACAUUCACAUCAUCAGCAGCAGCAACAACAACAAGUGUAGAAACAAUCACAACUACCAUCAUCAACAGUCCUGCUCCUCUGAAGACAACAACUCCUCCACCUACGACAUCAGUGCUGGCUGUCAGAUGUCUGGUGAAUGUAUCUGCAACAAGUGUUCAUAUGGAUUAUUUUCUUUUGAAUUUAACAACACCUGGAAACUCCUGCAGCUUCAUUGUGACUGACUUAACCAAUGCUUCUCAAGUAACAAGAUGUGUUGAAGACUUAAAGCUUCCCCACCGUUACACAUGCCGAAUCAUGGAUUUGAUUCCUGGUGCUUCCUAUUCGUUCGGAAUCCUUUCAGAGACAGAUGGCACACACCUGAACUUUUCAUGUCGAACUGCUCCUGCCGCCGUGACGGCUUUGAGUCUUCAGAGCGACGGCCGUCACGACUCUCUCAAAGCCUCAUGGAUUGCUGCUGCUGGAGUCCUGAAGUCCUAUCAGCUCCUCCUGUCCACCUCCAGCUCACCUGACCGACAACUUACUCUACCUCCAACCAUCUCGCAGUGGCUGUUCAGUGGCUUAACACCCGGAGAGCUUUAUCAAGUGUCCGUAAAGACGAAGAGCGGAGAUCUCACAGCCGAGAGCAGGACCACGGGCAGAACAGCACCAGGACAUGUGAAUGGUUUGAAGCUGGAGGCUGUUAGUGAGAAGAUGUUGCGUCUGUCCUGGUCUCCUCCUGAUGGUCACUGGGAUUUCUAUCGUGUCCUGUUAUUCAACGGCUCUUCUGUGCUCGUGAACCGCACCGUCAGCCGAAAUGUUGUGGAGUUCAGCUUCAGUAACUGGACUCUGAUUUCAGGUCGUGUGUAUGGAGCUACGAUCAGCGUUCAGAGCGGAUCUCUCAGAUCAACAGCACACUGUCAGCAUAGAUUGGCUCCCGGAGCCGUUCGGCAGCUGAAUAUCCAUCACAGUGAGGAGACGUCUCUGAGCGCCGUCUGGAUCCGUCCUGUUGGUGAAUGGGAAAAUUUCACCAGUCAGCUGAAGGAUGGAGACGUGGUUUUGGACAGAAGGACUUUAGAUCAUGAUGCGAGGGAAUGCGGCUUCAACAAUUUGAUACCUGGACACACAUAUACAAUCACAGUGACAACUAAUAGUGGAGAUCAGAAUAACUCUGCCCACAUCACAGGAAAAACCCUCCCAGCUCAGGUGACACACCUGCAGGUCAGUAAUGAAGGCAGUACAGACGCUCUUCAGGUGUGCUGGGACAGAGGAGCCGGUGCGGUGGAUCUUUACCGUCUUCUCCUCAUCCAUGACAGCGUGGUCAUGAAGAACGAAAGUGUACAGCCCAACGUCACCUCCUAUCACUUCCAGGAGCUUAGAUCUGGUGCUCUGUACAGGACCGUGGUGACGGCGGUACACCGUGGCAUCUUAUCGCGGCAGACUGUAGCUGAUGGACGCAUAGUUCCUGCUGCAGUGAGAGACGUGACAGUCAGCAACAAUGGACGCAUGGACUUUCUGAGUGUGUCCUGGAGAGCCGCUGAAGGAGAUGUUGACAGUUACUCUGUCUCCUUGAGAGAUCAGGAAAGAACUCUCCACACCCUUACUGUCUCAAAGUUCAGCACUGAGUGUGUUUUCAAGUCUCUGGUGUCUGGAAGUCUGUAUAACAUCUCCAUCGCCUCACGCAGCGGAGAGUAUGAAAACCACACAGUUGUUCAGGAGCGCACACAACCGUCCCCAGUGUUGAACCCCACCGCCACACAUAUGGCUCGUGAUGACCAUCUGAAGGUUUAUUGGCGCCAUGCAGCUGGAGAUUUUGAUUACUACCAUGUCUCCAUCAAGCACAACAACACCUUCUUCCAGAAUAAAAGGGUAGCCAAGACUCAGAAUGAAUGUGUGUUCAGUGGGCUGGUACCAGGUCGACUCUACACUGUGAUCGUCAGUACAUGGAGCGGAAAAUAUGAAUCCAGCGUCUUAACACACGGAAGGACGUUGCCGGCAGGAGUGAGAAAUCUCUCGCUGGCAGACAGCAGCACAGAAGAUCUGCUGGUGGCAUGGCUUUCUGCUCCAGGGGAUGUUGAUCAUUAUGAGGUUCAACUGCUCUAUAAUGACAUGAAGGUGUUUCCCCCCAUCACCCUGACUAGCACCACUAACAGAUACCUGCUUUCAUCACUCACUCCCGGACGACUCUACAAAAUCGUGGUGUCCACCUUCAGUGGACCUAACCUCAGCGUGCAGUUUAAAAAAGGCAGAACAGUUCCCAGUAAAGUGAAGAACAUUCACAUCAGUAAUGAUGGUCAGAGCAGCAGUCUGAGAGUGAACUGGACUCCAGGACAGGGCGAUGUGGACCGCUACUCUGUGUCUCUCGCUCAGAUGACGGGUCAAGCUGAGGAAAGAUCAGUUCCUAAACAUGUGAAUGAGAUGAGUUUCCACGGUUUGCUGCCGGGACAGGAGUAUAUGAUCACCAUCACGUCAGUCAGUGGAUCUCUGAGCAAUAACAGCACUGCAGCGGGGCAAACUGUUCCUUCCUUGGUGACGGCUUUAAAAGUGGAGAACCAGCACAGCACGUCCAGUCUCUUUGUGUCGUGGCAGUCGAGUCGGGGUGUUUAUGACAGCUACUGGCUGCAGCUACUGGAUGAAAGUGGAACUCUAGUGUCCAACAGCUCUCAGACGGAAGAUGUCAACCAGCAUUACUUCAGACAGCUUAUCCCGGGAAAGAAAUAUAUAAUUCUGGUCCAGACUGUCAGUGGAGGAAUCAGCACCAAAGACGUCAUUGCUGAUGCCCGAACUUGUCCAGCGACUGUUAAUAAUCUCUCCAUCAUAAGCAACAUGACCACGAGUUUGUCCUUCCACUGGUUGCCACCAGAUGGGGAAUUUGAUGGAUUCAGUGUUUUUCUGUAUAAUGGAGACGAAAGCUUGCAUGAUCAGAAGACUGGAGUGGUGAUCAUGCAGGACUGUUCUUUCCAGAACCUUCGACCUGGGGCGCUCUACAAAGUCACUGUUCAGACCCGCAGUGGAGAUCAGACCAACGACACAUCUAUCUGGGCCCGAACAGUUCCUGCAGCUGUGACAUUCUUGAGUGCUGACAGUAAAAAACACUCUGAGAGUCUGUGGUUGAGCUGGAAACAGGCCGUGGGUGAAGUAAGCACCUACACCGUCCUCCUCUACAACCCUGAUGGGACUCGGCAAGCAGAACAGAACCUCAGUCCAAACAGCAGAAGUCAUGUGUUUCAAAGACUGCUGUCUGGACGACUCUAUGAGGCGGUUGUCCUCACACACAGUGGAGAUCUUACCAACAUGGCAACAGCUAAAGGCAGGACUGACCCCAAGCCACCGGUCUCAUUGUCCAUUGGAGAAAUCACUAACACUUCAAUGGAAAUGACAUGGAUUGGUCCAGAAUAUACAGAUUUUGAUGACUUUGAUCUUCAGUGGAACCCCAGGGACCCUCUGUCUGUGUUCAACCCUUACCACAGCCCAACAUCUCGAAGUCGAGUACUGAAAGGGAUGUACCCUGGCCGUCAGUAUAACAUCAGUCUGCGCACAGUCAGCGGUGCUGGGACCAGCAACCCUACCUUCAGCCUUGCCAUCUACAGGAGCAUCAGGACAAAGCCAGAGCGUGUCCAGAGUCUUCACUGUCGUCCUCAAAACUCCUCGGCCAUAUCAUGUUCCUGGAGUCCUCCAGAGGCCGACUUUGACUCAUACACUAUCGAGUGCUUGAGACAAGACUCUCACAAGAUGGUGUACUCACAGCGUACGGUCAAAGAGACCACAGUCUACCUGAUUAAAGAUCUAGAACCUCACAAACACUACACUGUCUCUGUCAAAGUCAUCUCUGACAGCAUGACCAGUGAGGCCGUCAUGGAAAAUGUGGUCACAAUGAUAGACUGUCCACCACUGCCCUUGACUCGCGUCAAUGAAAACUCAGUUCAAAUCACCAAGUCAACCAUUUUCUUCCAGUUUAACUGCAGCUGGUUCAGCGAUAUCAAUGGUGCCGUGAAAUAUUUUACCAUCAUUGUGACUGAAUCUGAAGACAGUGAAAACCAGCAACCGUACCAGCAUCAUCCUCUUCCUUCAUACUUGGACUACAGAGCUAAUAGUUCUGUCAAAACUUAUCAGACCAGUAACUUCGCCAGCCGCUGUGACGAGAGCCAGAGCCAGACGCAGGAGAUUGAGAUUUAUCUGGGGUCUGGCAUGGAGAGUCUCGGAGGACCAUGUGAUCAAAAACCAUUGAAUGAUGCAUCUCAAGAUCAGAUGUUCUGUGAUGGACCACUAAAACCCAAGACCUCAUACAGAAUCAGCAUCCGAGCAUUCACUAAACUCUUUGAUGAGAAACUCGAGGAGUUUCUUGCACCGCUCUACACUGAUACAUUCCUCUCCGUGCCCUUUACGACACAUGCAGAGCCAUUGAGUGGGGUCAUUGAGGGCAUCAGCGCUGGAUUAUUCCUCAUUGCCACAAUGGUGGGAUUAAUUGUUCUGCUGAUCUGUAGACAAAAAGCACAUAAAAUCAGCACACAUGAGCCGGUGGUCAGAAUGAGUCUGAGAAGAGAACGGCCAGCCACAGGAAAACAUGUCAUUGUUAGAGGCAACCGUCGUGUGUCAAGCCCCAUCUGCAUUACACAUUUUGAGGCCCAUUUGGCUAAACUUCGGGCAGACUCCAGCUAUCUUCUUUCUGAGGAAUUUGAGGAUUUAAAGGAUGUUGGGCGUAACCAGCCACAAGACUCUGCUUUAUUGCCUGAGAACAGAGGGAAGAAUCGCUACAAUAAUAUUCUGCCCUAUGAUUCCACCCGGGUGAAACUGUCCUACGUGGAUGAAGACUCCUGCUCAGACUACAUUAACGCCAGCUAUAUUCCUGGCAAUAACUUCAGACGGGAGUAUAUAGCCACUCAGGGUCCCUUACCUGGAACCAAGGAUGAUUUCUGGAAGAUGGUCUGGGAACAGAACGUGCACAACAUAGUUAUGGUGACGCAGUGUGUUGAGAAAGGAAGGGUGAAAUGUGACCAUUACUGGCCAUUUGACCAGGAACCACUGUAUUAUGGAGAUUUGAUAGUGCAAAUGCAGUCAGAGUCAGUGCUGCCGGAGUGGACCAUCCGAGAAUUCAAGAUGUGUAAUGAGGAACAUCUGAGCUGUUCCAGAGUCGUACGUCAGUUCCACUACACAGUGUGGCCAGAUCACGGCGUCCCAGAGAUCACACAGUCGCUCAUUCAGUUUGUCAGAACCGUGAGGGAUUAUGUCAACCGAACACCCUUCUCUGGAGCCACUGUGGUGCACUGCAGUGCUGGCGUGGGCCGAACCGGGACCUUCAUUGCUCUCGAUAGAAUCCUUCAGCAGCUGGACACUAGAGACACGGUGGACAUCUAUAGUGUCGUCUUUGAUCUGAGACUCCAUCGCACACAUAUGGUGCAGACAGAGUCUCAGUACUCGUACCUCUAUCAGUGUGUUCGCGAUGUGCUUCGUGCAAGAAAACUGCGCAGUGAACAGGAAAAUCUCUUGUAUCCCAUCUAUGAAAACGUGCGGUCAGAUUCUCUUAGAGAUGUGGUCUACUCCAAACGUUAAUGUGCUGAUGGGUCGAGUAGAGGCAAAAAACUUUAAUGUUUCAAAGACAUGUAAAAACUUUAUUUUUGAAAAUAAUUAGCUUUAUGUUUAACUAUAUCUCUAACAGAGUUGUAUAAUGUACUGUAAAGAUGUGAGUAUUUCAACAGUUUAAGUGUUAUGCACUACUAAAUAAAAUCAGAUGUAGACUUAUUUUAUAUGAAUAAAAUUUGACUAUU
This is a messenger RNA of Triplophysa rosa, 7020 nucleotides long. RefSeq names its product receptor-type tyrosine-protein phosphatase beta-like. Gene Ontology annotation, biological process: angiogenesis; protein dephosphorylation. Lineage: Eukaryota; Metazoa; Chordata; Actinopteri; Cypriniformes; Nemacheilidae. Gene Ontology annotation, molecular function: cadherin binding; protein tyrosine phosphatase activity. The record is from RefSeq and is a predicted model, not a curated record. The coding region runs from base 158 to 6805 and encodes 2215 amino acids. The transcript is spliced from 32 exons.